Molecule: messenger RNA, 2125 nt
Organism: Elephantulus edwardii (Cape elephant shrew)
Lineage: Eukaryota; Metazoa; Chordata; Mammalia; Macroscelidea; Macroscelididae
Gene: LCK
Product: lymphocyte-specific protein tyrosine kinase
Exons: 13
Coding region: 141-1670 (509 amino acids)
Biological process (GO): innate immune response; B cell receptor signaling pathway; protein phosphorylation
Cellular component (GO): extrinsic component of cytoplasmic side of plasma membrane
Molecular function (GO): signaling receptor binding; ATP binding; non-membrane spanning protein tyrosine kinase activity
Source: RefSeq, a predicted model, not a curated record
AAGUCAGAGUGGGACGUGGGCGCGAGGAGACAGGCGGUGGCUACAACGGUGAGGGGAGCUGAAGCUGCAUCGGGGCAACCAGGCCAGGCCAAGGGGACCAUGUGAAUGGGGCCAGAGGGCUCCUGGGCUGGGCAGGGACCAUGGGCUGUAGCUGCAGCUCAAACCCUGAAGAUGACUGGAUGGAAAAUAUUGAUGUGUGCGAAAACUGCCACUAUCCCAUAGUUCCACUGGAUGGGAAAGCCACGUUAUCCAUUCGGAAUGGCUCUGAGGUGCGGGACCCACUGGUUACCUAUGAGGGCUCCAUCCCUCCAGCCUCACCACUGCAAGAUAAUUUGGUUAUUGCCCUGCACAGCUAUGAGCCCUCUCACGACGGAGACCUGGGCUUCGAGAAGGGCGAACAGCUUCGCAUCUUGGAGCAGAAUGGUGAGUGGUGGAAGGCGCAAUCUCUGACCACAGGCCAGGAAGGCUACAUUCCCUUUAACUUUGUGGCCAAAGCAAACAGCCUAGAGCCCGAACCCUGGUUCUUCAAGAAUCUGAGCCGCAAGGACGCUGAGCGACAGCUGCUGGCGCCGGGGAACACACACGGCUCCUUCCUGAUCCGAGAAAGCGAGAGCACCGCGGGAUCGUUUUCACUGUCUGUCCGGGACUUUGACCAGAACCAGGGAGAGGUGGUGAAGCAUUAUAAGAUCCGUAACCUGGACAACGGCGGCUUCUACAUCUCCCCUCGCAUCACUUUCCCUGGCCUGCAUGAACUGGUCCGCCAUUACACCAACAAUUCGGACGGGUUGUGCACGCGGUUGAGUCGCCCCUGCCAGACCCAGAAGCCGCAGAAGCCGUGGUGGGAGGAUGAGUGGGAGGUUCCCAGGGAGACGCUGAAGCUGGUGGAGCGGCUGGGGGCAGGUCAAUUCGGGGAGGUGUGGAUGGGAUACUACAAUGGACACACCAAAGUGGCUGUGAAGAGCCUGAAGCAGGGCAGCAUGUCUCCCGACGCCUUCCUGGCAGAGGCCAAUCUCAUGAAGCAGCUGCAACACCAGCGGCUGGUCCGGCUGUACGCUGUGGUCACCCAGGAGCCCAUCUACAUCAUCACGGAAUACAUGGAGAACGGAAGCCUGGUGGAUUUCCUCAAGACCGCCAUAGGCAUCAAGUUGACUAUUAAUAAACUCCUGGACAUGGCAGCCCAGAUCGCUGAAGGCAUGGCAUUUAUUGAAGAGCGGAAUUAUAUCCACCGUGACCUGCGGGCAGCCAACAUUCUGGUGUCUGACACCCUGAGCUGUAAGAUUGCAGACUUUGGCCUGGCACGCCUCAUCGAGGACAAUGAGUACACAGCCAGGGAGGGGGCCAAAUUUCCCAUUAAGUGGACAGCACCAGAAGCCAUUAACUAUGGAACAUUUACCAUCAAAUCAGAUGUGUGGUCUUUUGGGAUUCUGCUAACAGAGAUUGUCACCCAUGGCCGUAUUCCUUACCCAGGGAUGACAAAUCCUGAGGUGAUUCAGAACUUGGAGCGAGGCUACCGCAUGGUGCGACCUGACAACUGUCCUGAGGAGCUGUACAACCUCAUGAUGCUGUGCUGGAAAGAGCACCCAGAGGAUCGGCCCACCUUUGACUACCUGCGAAGUGUGCUGGAGGACUUCUUCACAGCCACAGAGGGCCAGUACCAGCCCCAACCUUGAGGGGCCAAGUGGCCUUGGGGCCUGGAGCACUCCCCUCACUCGCCACCUACAUCUCUCAGCUUGGGGAGAGAGAGUUCCAGUGCUCCACUAAUAUGGCCUACGCACACAAGGACUCUGCACAUGAUUCUGUCCACAUGUAACACACAUCUAGUUUAGUGCAUCUCUCCUCUACUUGUGUGGGUUCCUCAUGUGUGUCUUCUAUAUGAGGAGCCUGUGCACCUAUGUCUUGGAUACCUGCCUCAGGUGCCCCUUUCUGGACUCUCCUACUUUCUGAGACCAUGAGAGAGCAGACUUGGGCUUGUGAUAGACACCAGCUUCUGGCUUCACUCUCUUUCUUUCCCCAGGUAGUCAAGAAACUCCUAGAAGGUUGGAACCUUGUCUAAUACAUCUUUGUGCUCCUCUUUGGUGCCUAGCACAAAUCAGGAGCUCAAUAAAUGUUUGUGGAUAAGUGUUGU